Neospora caninum is the source of this 25806-nucleotide messenger RNA. RefSeq lists its product as hypothetical. Lineage: Eukaryota; Apicomplexa; Conoidasida; Eucoccidiorida; Sarcocystidae. Gene Ontology annotation, cellular component: nucleus; NuA4 histone acetyltransferase complex; SAGA complex. The transcript is spliced from 25 exons. Bases 1 to 25806 code for a protein of 8601 amino acids. Gene Ontology annotation, molecular function: protein binding; transcription coregulator activity. Gene Ontology annotation, biological process: regulation of DNA-templated transcription; DNA repair. The record is from RefSeq and is a predicted model, not a curated record.
AUGAAAGACGGCGCGUCAGGCGAUCCGCCCCCUUCGGGGCCACCUUCGCUUCCAGGAGAAAGGCCACCACCUUCGCAUUUCUCUGCGCCAGCUUCCCAGGAGCACCCCUCCCAGAUCCCCUCGUAUUUCCCUCCGGUCGGGCUUGCGUCCGUUCCUUCUCCUCCGCCGCCUCAAACUGCUCAUCACUUAGGUUCCUCUCCUCUGCCUGUUGCCGCCGCGCCGUUCCCACAUCUCGGCUAUGAGUCCGUGCCCCAGCUCCCUAGUCUGUCAGCCCACGCGGGGUUUGUGCCCAGCGGCGAGCCGGCUCAGCGUGAGUAUGUCUCCGAAACUGUUUCUGGUUCCCCUCACCCUCUCUCUGGCCCUCCGCCGGGGCCUGGACCUGCCGCCGCCGCCGCUUUCGCGCCGGCGUCAGUCCACGGCACGGCGGCGCCUUCUCGCCCCGGCGGCGGUCCUUCUGCCCCCGUAGAGGGGAACCUCGUGCCUGUCUCUCGGCUGCAGGAAGCCCCAGCAUUUCCUGGGCCGCCGCCCGGCGAGACUGUCCCAGGCCUUCCAGGCGGAGGCUUCGCUCUCCCGGGCAUCGCUCGUAGCGUCGAGGAGACCGCGCCUCGCGUCGCGUCGGGCUCGGCCGUCGCGACGGGCCCUGUCGCUGUCUCCGCGGCGGUGGAGUGUCCACUUUUGGCUUCCGAGCCUCCGGUCGCGGGGCCGUCUCCGGAGGGGCAGUCGGCCGGGGCGAGAGACGAUGCGGGUCGGAUCGGGGAGGAGGAUAAAGAAGCCAGGAGAAAACACAUGCUUCCGUCUUCUCCCACGACGCUCCAAACCCUCACAGAGUUCCUGCGCGCGGCGCCGGCCAUGUGCAACGAUUCGAACGUGCCUGACAGCAGAGAGGGAAGUGAUUUGAGCGGCGGCCAGUUUCUUCUUUCCGACUUGUCCGGGUCUUCCUCCCUGUCGGGCUCCCAGUUUCUCACGCCUCGAGUCCGCGCUGUCAGGAAGUGCAUCGACCUCCUCGCAGAAAAUCGCGGUCCCGAGGCGUCCAGCGCAGCUGCUGUCAUUCUGCCUGCGACGCUUCUUCUACUCCGUUCAGUGACGCCAGUCAUGAAAGAGGGAGAAGUGUACGUCUUUCGGCAAUCUCUUCUCACUCUCCUUCGCCUUGUCGCCAUCGGGACUGCUUCCUAUCCCUACAGUGUUCUCCCUGCGGCUCUGGCCAGCUCCGGAGCGGCCGGCUCGGUGGCAGACGAGAAGGCGAGCGAUCAGCCUCCGCCGUCGACGGAGAAUGAGAGCGAGGCGAGCAUGCAGGAGGAAGGGAAAAAGGUGGAAGAAGCGCGACGGGAGCUCGAGAAAGCCAUGGCGAUGGUCACACAGGCAGCGGUCGCAUGCGGGGCUAUCGAGAACCCCAGUGCAUCUUCCGAAGCGACAGACGACAGCGAGGAAGCUUCGAAACGGUCGGAACGAGCCGAGGAAAGCGCCUCAGACAAAACCAUUCUUCCCGGCCACAUGGACAUCGCUUCCACGUGCCUCCACGUAGUCCUGUCCGACUGCGAAGACAAUGCGGUGCGAGCCCUCUCGGUCCUGAUCGACCUCGCGCGCUUUUCGUCCUCGCCGAGCCGCCCUGAGGCCGCGUCGUCUUCGUCUCUUCCCGCCUCGUCUGCCGUCUCGGGCCGGCCUCAGCGCACGGCGUUUUCGCCCACUCCGGCGGUGCUUCCGCGGGCGGGAGAGCUUCUGCACGACACGCUGCCUCAGCUGUACAUCCACCUGAUGGAAGCGAUCCGCGCGCAAGUCAAGAAGUGCGAGCGCACAGGGAAGCCCCCCGAAAUAGGGGAAUUGCCCUUAGGCAUUGUUAAUCGCGAAGAGGGUCAGCUCGUGCCUUCCGUCCUUUCCAUCCGCGUUGCUGGCGACAUCGCCUACUGCCUCAUCGCCCUUUCCACUCGGCUCCCGAUGAUGCUCCUGCUCCUUCAGCAUCCAAAGUCUUUGCAGAGGCUUCUCCAACACAUGCUGGAAUUCGUGCAGAUGGAGGUCCCCGGAGCGCCGGUGUUGCCAAGGCGAGCUGCGGCACCGUGGUACCAGGCACAGGCUCAGCACAAUGGCGGUCGGACAGUUUUCUACGAUUUUCUGUACGCGCAAACCCGCAUUUUCUUCCUCUUUUGUUACCUUAUCAAGAAUGCCCCGGCCCCGGCCCCGGCUGUCUUGACCGCUUCGACAUCCCAGAAGACGGGGAAUGCGCGGACCGCCUCGACGCCUCCCACCACAGACUCCGCGUCGGCGUCGAGUGUCUCGUGUGCCGUCUCUGACCUUGCCUACUUUCUCGCGCGUGAGGCAGCCCCGUCGCUUCCCGCACUGAUUCCGCGCCUUUUGGGAUUGCUCGGACCGCCCUUUUUGUUCAAGCGGAAAACGGUCCACGAAUCCCUCAAACUGUUGGUCUCCUCGCCGCGUUUCCGGCGCCUAGUCUCGCCCUAUCUGAGGCAAAUCCUUCGCGACGAGCUGGCCGCAGUGUCGUCGAGUGCAGACGCCCUCAUGCUGCGCACCUACGCCUUCACACACAUCCACGACCUGUUAAUUGCCUUUGCCUCGGACCUCUCCACGUGGGAUGUCUCCUUCCUCGCGUCCCUCCUCCGAACAAUUGGCGCGGCCCUAAAUGCGGACUUGCUGACUGUGCUAGGAGCUGGAGAGAAGAGAGGAGUUGAAGCGUGCGAGGGGGAUAGGGAUCUCCGGAACCUGGGACGAAACGCACCUUCGGCCGGCAGAAGAAAGCAAAUGGCCUCCGUGACGUGUCCGACAGAGAACUCGGUCGGCAACAUGCUGUACACUCGACAACUCCUCGUGAAAAUCGUCAGCUACGUCAUCGAAGUCGCUGUCAAGAAUGCCCACCAUGCAGGUGCCGUUCACGCAGCGGCUGCGGCCACCCACGUGGUCACUGAGCUCUACGAGGGCGAGACGAAGAAGGACCGAGCAGGAAAAAGGGAAGAAACGGAGGUGCGAAUCCCGGGCGAAGGCGAAGAAAGCAGUGCCCAGAUGACUUGGGACGCCCCAAGUGCCGCGGAAGACACAUCGGAUCCACCUGGCAAAGACACGUCGCAGUCACCUCAGGCGCCACCCGCGCUCCCCGAGGUCUCCGCGCCGAGCAUCGCCGCGUCGUGGCGAUCGGUCGAAGGCGGAGAAUUCGGCAGACGAGUCGACGAGCGCCUGGCCGCUGUGCGCAGCCUCUUGCGACAAGCAGUUCGGAUUCUUGCCAUCUCGCUCAAGACACUGCGAGCGAUGCUUCCUGCGCUGUAUGCGCAAGCGGCGUCGAUCAAUCUCUCUCUUCCUUCACCCUCGUCGUCGCCCCCGUCUUCGAUCUCUUAUCCUCUGGACGUGUCGGGAGGCAGCCCGCCUUCGAAUGCGUGCGGAGCUGCGGCGCCGUCGAGGCCCGCAUUCUAUCCGCCACUGUCAGCGUACGCGCUGCUGCUUCCCUAUCACCAUAGCCCGCCGUCGGAGUCUCUGUUACCGGAGUUUUCCUUUCUGGCGCCUCCGCCUCACUCGCCGCUGUGUCACGACGCUUGCGGCCCAGAGGCUGCAGCGGAUGUCUCCGUUGCGACCGUGGCGGCAGACGUCCUGGGAGCCCACAGCCUCCAGGGCGUUGCCUCGCAGGCGCUCCCGGAUCUCCUCAGGCAGCUGAAGAAUACGUUGAGAACCACGGCAGUGGCCCUCAGGUGCGCGCUCUACUACCAAGCUGUUCUCGAGAUCGAAGUGGAAAUCGCCGCCUCUGCUGCAGCUGAGGCAGCUGCGUCGACGGCCCAUUCGCGUUUCCUAGCGAAGCGCGAAGAAGAGCGGAAGCAGGGGCGAGCGACAUCCGCGCCUGCUCAAGGCGGGGGCGAUCGCGAGAAGGACGAAACAUCGCCCACGACACCGCCUGGCCCACACGCGCCUGCACCCGCGUCGCCUGCCGAGCCGUCCACGUCCAGCGGGAAGCCUGAGCCUGCAGCGGCGUCUCCGGCGCCGCGUCCUUCGAGCAGCCAAUCCGCGUCGGGUGCGGACCCGAUUGGGGCGGCUGCGGCUUCCGCCGGCUUAUCUGCCGCGUCGACUGCCGUGGCGCGCAUGGCCUUUGAUGUCCGCCUGUUGCCUCGAGGCCACGCGCUCGACGUGGCGGAACUGGAGGUUCUUUCAGAGGCCUUCUUCGACGGGCUAGUGUGUGCGCGGGCCUACGGCCGCCUCUACGCCGCAUGCACGGCGCCGUGUCUAGUCUCCUGUCUCCGCUGCGGAGGCUCAGGAGCCUUCACUCUGCGCGUCCCGGACCUCCCGGCACUGCUGGCGAAGGCGAGUGCAAUGGCUGCACAAGACCAAACCGCGGCUGCGACGGCUUGGCCGCUGCCGCCGCCGCCGUCGCAGGGCGAAUCCGACGCGAACUGUUUCUGCUGCACUGCGGGGCCUCAUGGGCCCUUGAGUCGGGCGCGGGGGAAGCCGGUGGCGAGGAACGGCGAAGGGGGACAUGAAGCCGCGGGACAGAAGCAUGGCCUCGACUCUGGAUCCGAGAGUCCCUGGUUUGCGUCUUUCUCUCCUCUGACGCGAUGUGCGGGCGGCGGAUGCCGCGGGAACUGCUGCUGCAGCGAAGCGUGGGCGGCUGGGACGGGCCGGGGGGGGACUGCCUGCCAUCUCUUUGUCAGUGAGCAGCAGGGGUACAACGAGCUCGUCCUGUCUUGCGCGCAGGGCGAAGAGCGCGAGGCGAUUGAAGUCGUUGCCUCCUCGCUCACCUUCCUCCACCCAGCGAAUCUGCGAGACUUUGCAUUGGCGCAUAUCGGCAGGCUCUACGGGAUGACGUGCCUCAAUCCAAGCACCGUUAUGGCCCUGCAGUUCUUCUUCGCACACCAGCACACGUGCGUCUUCUUUGCCGAGGCUCUUCUUUCGUUCUUGCUGCCGUCGCUGCCUGUGUUGAGCGAACGAAAGUACGCGCUUCUUCCCCCGCUGCUGGUCUCUUCGCCCCUCCAGCUACGACUGCUCGGCGUGCAGGGCGCGACCCCACUGUGGUCCCCCGAACGAGGAGGCAGACGCGCAUGCACAGCGUUGCAGCCGCCGAUUCUCGGUGGCCGGAAGCAGCCGCAGUCUUACUUUUAUUUUCAGGGCUUCAGCGAAGACCGAGGCGAAGAGCUGCGCGGCAGUGCAAGGGAAUGGGGGGGCGGGAGCGAGGACGAAUCGGACUGGUCAGUUGACGCCAACCGUGUUCGCGUGUAUCGGCAAUUCGACGCAUGCAAACUGCUCUCGAGGGAGGCCCAGAUGAGUGAUCUGGUCAUGUCCGCCCUAGACUUCCAGCUUCCGCUGCCCGGGGAGGGCGUCUUCACGUCCCUGGUCUUUCCGCAUACGCCGCCGCACGCCCAUCGUCACGGGCUUCGCGAGCGAGACUUAAGACCCGGUCGACGCAGCCGAGGGAAUGCGACGCAUCGCGCAGGCAACGCGCAUGCGGUCGAUCUCUUGGACGCCGGCGUGCUCACACGUGACGGCGGCCUGCAAGCGAUUCUCGCCUGCGGCGGCGAGCCCCGAGCGCAACGCCGCCCACUGCAAAGGACUCGACUCAGCGCGAGGGACCACGAGAGCGGCCACAUACAUAGCCGCGCGUUUGGCCAAUCUCGGCAGAAAGACAGGAGACGCGUGACGAAAGGGUUUAGCUCUCAGCUCCUGUUCCUCGCGGACAUCUUCGAUCUGCCGCCCCCACGGCUGCAAGACCGAGCGCUUCUUGUCGCCGAUCACCGUCUCGACCUCCACGCGGGAAUAACAGGGAACAAACCAGCAGGGCGUGGCGAUGAAGAAUGCGGACGCGAGAGGAUGCAGAGGCUUGAAGAAGAAGAAGCCAUCGCGUUCAGUGUGUGGGAAGAGCCGCAGCAACAGGAGCAGCGGCCCUGGACUCAAGAUGACGCGGAUGUCCCCCCCUCCUGUCUGCCGACACCUCUGGAGACCUCGUGCGCGGAGGCCGCCUUCGUUCCAGGCGAUCCACGUCUCACAGAGACAGCCUUCUCCCUUCGCAGCUCUCUCUAUCUCCGUUCCCUCCUGCCUCUCGACCAACUGCUCCCGAGUCCUUCGACGCCCUCUCCCCUUAUCUCCUCGGUCUACCCUCUCGCCUCGCUCCCGGCUCCAAACUUUUGUCCACCUGCUUCACGAGAUGUGAACUGUGAUCCCAAGUUGCGGCCGUCCACCGGCCUGUCUUCGCUGUCUCCGUUUCGGCGUCCCACGUGCGUCGCAGGGCGUCGGUCUCCGCUCGGGGCACCCCCAGCUUUGGAUAUGGAGGAGGCUUCGAUUGAAGCGAUCCAUCUGCUGGAGAAGAUGAUACAUCUCGUAGCGCCUAGCUCCGCGCCUGCCCCUCGCUCGACUCCGCGCCGUGCGCCUUCUGACAGGCCUCGCGCCUCGAGGGACUUGUCGCCGUUCCCGCCGUUCGCAGGCGACGCAUCCCCGCUGUUUUCUGGGCCCACAGACACCGGACACGUCGUGGGCGGCGAGGAAGGGCUGUUGUACAGCAGCACAGGGUAUGCGCGGAUGACCGAGGCCAGCACACAUCUUCGACUGUAUCGCUAUCUCCUGAAAGCCGUUGUCGCGUGGCCCGAAUGCGAAGCUCGCCUGACGCAGGAUCUCCUGCGUCUGUGCAAGACGACGCUGUCUCUCGCAGCUGAGGCUCCCCAGCCUUACCUGCUCCUGGGUCUGUUGCGGGCGCUGUUUCGGCAGACGACCCCGUCCGGCCGCAGCAGCUCUCUGUACACCGCUUUCCUUCCGUUUCUACCAGAGUUUCUCUCCACGUCGCGUGCUCUCCAGCGCGCAGCCGGCUCAGCCGUCCCACUCCUGCGAAAUCUGUGGGUUGAAGUGUGUCUCAUGGCGCCCGCGAGACUGAAGAACCUCCUGCCUCACCUCUCCUCGCUCGUUCACCCGGUCCUCACGGCGUUGUCCUGCGGCGACCCCGAGGUCGUCACGCUCGCCCUACGGACGGUCGAACUGUGGGUGGAGAACCUCCGGGGCGAGUACAUCUAUCCGAUCCUCGCCUCGCAGUUCCACGGCGGUGUGAGGAGCGAGACUCGCCCCCCGCUGCUCCUCGCGCUCCUGCGUCUCCUGCAGCAGCCGCCCGUCCUCGCCGAAGCCUGCUGCGGAUCGCUCCCCCCCACCUGGGGCUUCCCGGCACUUCGCCUCUACCACGCCUCAGGGGCUGCGCCUGACACGGCCGAGGAACUGGCGGCGCGGCGCGGCUCCGGCGGGGCCACCACGUCCGCAGGAGCUGCUGGCGGCCUUCUCCAGUCGUACCCGCCCGCGUUCCCCGGGGCUGGCCCAGGAAGCGCCGGGCCAGGCGGCUUCGCGUACGCGCCGGGAGCGCCUGGCGCCGCGGGCGCCGGCGCCCCAGGCGCAGUGGUGGGGAGCGCUGUCUCUGGUGGACAGGGCGGGUACAUCGGAAGCUCCAGGGGGGGGCUUGGCGGCGGCGGCAGUCCGCUCCUGCUGACGUUGCCUCAAAUGACCUUUGGGGCGCUUCCGAUAGGCCUGGGAAGCGUCGGCACGGGAGGCGGAACCUUGGGGACUCUGUGUGGAGAGGGAACGAUGCUCGGGCCUCGCAGCUCCGCAGCCGCGAGUGGAAUCCAGUGGAUGCACCUGCAGCAUCAGCAGGAGAAGCACGCCUUGAUGGUGAUUCGCAUUCUGGGGAAACUCGGGGGCAAAAACCGGGCUUUUCUCAAACUUCCUCACAUCUGCGCCCCACGACCAUUCUUUGGCAAUGCGCUCGUUCUCGGGCUCCCGAUGGUGACGCCGCGUGGGCCGGUUCGAGGUGUCUCCUCGUUGCCGCGUGGAGACGACACUCGGGCUGAGGCUGUCUCCUGGGUCUCACUGGGGCUAGAGGGGCGCCCGACCGACAGGACCGCCCCACAAGGGCCAGCGCCGGGCGGGGAGACGGGCGACGCGGUUCGAGGCGGCGACUCCGUGGCGCGCUCUGCCACUGACCGCGCGAGCCCGACUGCUGUGCCUGAGGAAGGAGGAAAUGACGAGGCCAGCGAGCAAAGAGAUGAGUGCGAAGAAGACGUUGGCAUACGCGUCGCGGGCUUGGACAUGGACGAAAUUCUCAGGGUGAUUGUGUCGAUGCUCGAAGCUGCAGAAAGCUCGAGUCAGUCCGCCUACUUGUACCACGCGACGACCCCACAGCUGACGGCGUCGCUGCUUCCUCGGCAUCUCGCGAGGACCCAGGAACAGGCGCUGGGCCUCUCUGGCUUCGGCUCUGGAGACGCGGUCUCAAGCGUUUCACAGGCGCGCUUGUGUGAAAAGCAUCAGAGACAGGUCGGCACAGACGGAGAGCCGAACGAACAGGCUGAGGGCGAACCCGCUGGAGAGUAUCGACGCCCUGACGCGGAGGGAGGCCUGAGUGAAGCGUUGAGGGCGCUGAAGCACGCACUGGAAAUGCAGGUGCAAAGGCGGCUCAAACGGAAUUUGGAGCGGCGUGGAGAGGCAGAGAAGGAAGGCGUGAGAGACGAAGACAUGGGAGACGACCAGGAUUCUGCGUCGAACUCGACAGAGACGUUUGAAGGCUCGUCCAGCACCGAGGACGAGGCUGACAGCGAAGAAGAGGACGGGGCAGGAGGAGCCCAAGGGGACGGCGGGCACCGCCCCCUGGUCGCGCGCGAAAAACGACAGAGGAAGAAACGACAGAGCGCACCGCGAGACAGAUCGUUCCUCAACCUCGAGCUCUCGGGCGCCGCCGUGUGCGAAGGCUGCGUUGCCGCGUUCUAUCGCCAGCAGGCCUCGCGCCUUCUCCAACUGGCGAUUCUCGCUCUUCUUGACCUCAGCACUCCGCUUUCCGCUUUUUGGCUGGCCUGCGUCAACAAGGCGACCGCCACCUUCGGCGCCUCGUCGCCUCCCCUGUCCUUGGAUCCUCAAGUGCAUGCGAUUCAACGGCGCCUCAAAGCCGCUCUCGCGUCUUCUGCCGCGGUGCCGAGCGGUCCAAACAGCCUGAAUGAGCCGGGAAGAGAGGGACCGGGCCGCCUGUCUGCAGCGGGCGAGCGACAGAUUCUGGAGCAGAAGCUCCGAGAGCUUCAAGAACAGCGAACGAAUUUCCUUGGCGACAGGGCCCUCCCGACUGCGGCGCUUCGCCCCUUGCUCGACUACGAACGGGCCCGAGCGAGCGCAGGCGCGUCGGGAAGAAGCGCGAGACUGGAGCCCGACGCCGCGGGCGCAGGUGAGGGGACAGCAGGGAAGACGAACGGCGAAACUGAGGUAUCGAGCAGUUCGCCUCUCGGCACUGCAGCUCUGGUGUGUUCUCAAGUCUUGCCCCGCCACAGAGCAGCCAUGAGAACGAGCAUGCAACGACAGGCAGAACAGGAACUCAUUCAGACUCUUCUCCGCGGGCUUCUUCUCCUGGCCUGCGACGGCGAGGCAGAGGGAAGCCUGCUGAGACAAAAGAAUAGGUUGCUGGCUCGCCAGACGAGUGUACGUAUCGAGCAGUCGAGGCGAACGAAGGCAGAGGCAGAGAGGCGUCUCGAGGAAGGUCGCGAGGAGGACUCGGACGGCGAGUGUAGCUCCAAGGAGGUGGAGGAACUCGUGGCGAGACCAGGCGACCAAGAACAGAGCGAAGACGGUCUAGGAGCCAUGGAGUUCCUACGGGGGCUGCUGCGACACUUGGCCUUCAUCGCGGCGGCGAGGAUCUACAAGGCGGAGUCGGCAGCUCUCUUUAUUCCCGCGGCGCUCCACGAGAUCGAUCCGAUAGGCCUCCUCCGUGGCCUGCAGCCGUGCCUGUCUCUCGAGCCCUCGCGGUUGCUUCCGACGCUUCGGUGCAUCCAGUUGAUUGAAGAGACGGCGCGGUUGUUCUGCCUCGUGCAGCCGCACUCUGUCUCAGAGGCCAUGGAGUCGUUCUUCGCCUCUUCACUCUGUCAGCUGUACAUCCACCUGUGCUUUGCGGAGUCGUGGCGGUCAAAGGCAGCGGGGUGUUUGGUGCUCAUUCGGCUGCUCCGCACUUUGCCACCCGAGUGGGCCCAGCGGAACAUGAUUCGAAUCGCGGAGGCGGCCAUUUUCGUUUCGAAAGAUGCGACGGCUCAGUACGCACCGGUGACGCAGCUCCUCGCUUCCGAGUGCCUCAUUCUGCUCUUCACAGUUGCCGUCUGCGGCUACGCAGGCUCGGUUCGCCCGCCCCUUCUGCAGCUGGCCUUCGGCCUCAAGACCUCGCCGCUCUGGCGAGAAGACGACCGAGGGGGGCCGCAGGGCGGCGGCGAAGGGGCGAGAAGCAAGCGGAAGAUGGCGCAUGCGGACAGAGACGAGGGCGAGAACGAGAGGAAGAGGCAGCAAACGACUCGACGUGGGGAACAAGAUGUCGAAGACGAGGGGGACGCGGCCUUCCACAGCGCUCGAGAAGACGAAAUGAGCGAAGUGGACUCCGAGGAAGACGACCAGGAAGCAAGAGAUUUGAGGCGAUUCACCUCGCCCCCAGCCUCCUUCCUAGAGAAUCUGCGCCUCGCCGCAGAAGGUUGUCUCUUCAGCGUCCAGUACUCGACGACUGCCUCUCUCUCUGCAGCCGCACGGGCGCUGGUGCCUCCUCCGCUUUCCGAGAGCAGCCCGGUGGCGUACCGCGACCGUCGUAGCCGCCCCGCAGGGUCACCCUGGUGGAUGAAGCGCAGCGAGUGGCUCUCCUGGGAGACUCUCAGGCAGGCGACCUCGGCAGCUUCUCCGCCUGCGGCCGCUUCUCUGCCCGCGGCGUCGAGGUCGGAAGUCGACGCAGCGGGGGCUCCCAGAGGCGGCGAUGCGUCCCCGGGGCCGCCGUCGUGGCAACCAGAAGAGGAAGUGUGGACGGGACUGUGGAAGAUUUUCGAGAAGCUGGUGAUCCCGAAUCUCUACCAAGUUCGCCCCGAGUCUCGGCGUCUAGCCCAGCAACUCUUCGUGCUCGUCCCGCGCCUGUUAGGGACGGACGCGGCGACUCUGCUGGCGAAGGGGCCAGCGCGCGGAGAAGGCGAUAGUGCUUCAAAUGUCAGAGCGUCUCAGCGCGAGACCGAGCAGGGCGCGGGGCAAGCGCAGGACGGGUCGGAGGCAGAAGGCAAGGCCGCGCCUUCGUCGGCUGUGGCUGUGCCUGUUUCGGUGUCGUCUUCGUCGGCUCUCAACCGCGUCCUGAAGUGGGUGACGCUUCGCCCUGUCGCCCUACUCACGCUGCAGUGGCAGGCGGCCUUCCUGGACUGCAACUGCUUCCUCGCCGCACUGCGGCCGACGCCUCACGCCCUCUGUCCGUACACCUCAGGGCCGUCCGGGCGACUCACGCGAGAGGCCCAACAGGGCGAGGGGGCGAGGAGUCAGGACGGCGCCGUCUUGGCAGGGCUGGUGGGAAGCGCAGGGAGUGGUGUUGGAGGUAGGAGCAAGGAAGUCGCACAUGACUUUGCGCACUCCGAGGCGGCCGCAGUCGUCUGCUGGAUCAUUGAAGACGCUCUCGCGGUGCUGACGAAGGGUCUGGAGGCCGAGGCGAGCAACUACCCGUCUCCGCUCCUCGCGAAACCCGAGGCGCCUGAGCCGGCCGCGAAGGAGCAAGGAGACGCCGAGGACGCGCUCGCCGCCAGCAACCGCGAAGCUGAGAAAGGAGACGCGGCGAAGGACAGUGCGGCGCCGGGUGACGAACGAAGAUCGGGAAGUGAAGGCGCGCCACAGAAAGGAGACACGGAGGGUGGAAAGUUCCAGAAAGACGAGGCUUCCACGUCUUCGUCUCUCUCGCCUGUCGCCUUCAGUGUCGCCCACGGCGGCGUUCGCGCGAUGGCAGCAGCUGCAGCUUCUGAGGGCCCGGCUGCACAGGGCACCGCGGCGACAAAGGACGAGGCUUACACCAUGACCCUUUUGCUCGCUCUCCGCUUCUUGAAGCUCGCCCUCAUACACCCUGACUGGCAAGAACUGCUGGCCCGGCCGCGCGCGGAGCUUCAGAAGAUUGCCCAGAACUCCCGAGGGAGCGCGGACAGUCGCGAGGGACCCGCGGGUGGCUCGAGCGCGGCUGAGGAGAAAAAGCCUGGAGAGGAAGGGAGGGAGACGGGCGGAAGGCAUGACGAAGCUGGAAAGGCGGAAGUCGAGGUUUCAGUGAAGGGAAGCGAUGGAGAGGAGGGCGAGCCCGACGCCAACUCAGAGUACCGCGGACGCAGAGACGAAAACAGAGAGGAGAACGAGCGGAAGGCGACCAGCGAACAAGAGGAAGCAGACGAAGGAGGGUUUCUUCUUGAAAAAGGCCUGAACCGGAGCCGGGCGAUGCGGGAACACUGCGGGGCCAUGCUCGUGAGGUUCCUGUUCUUCGCCCAAGUCGACGUGGCACGAGGGGCCGCGCACGCCUUGCGCGUGGCACUGGCGUUCUGUGGAAGCCCGGAAGUUCUUCUCGGCCGGGCGCUGCCUUCCAUUCGUCGCUUCUUUUUGUCGUGCCGGCCUGCGUCCGCCUUCCCUGCUCUUGCAUCGCUGCUGGCGUCUUCCCCCUCGAACACAUUCUUCUUCAUCCUCGCCGCUCCCUCGCCCGCGUCUCUGGGGUCUUCGACCGCCGUAGACGCCGCGUCUCUCUUUCAGACGUCCGCCUCUCUGCCGCUGCCUCCUGCGCCCAUUCGCUUCGUCGCGCCUUCGCUUAUGCGAGCCCGCAUUCAAGGCCUGGCGCGCCUCCUUCAGCUCCUGCCGCACUCGCCUUCACCCGCGUCGGCCGUCGCGUCCCUCUUUGACCCGGGGUUCGCCUACCACCUUCUCAGCUGGUUUCUCCUUUCUCACCGCGAAGCAGUGGCGUCUCUCGAGCACGCGGGACUCUUCCAACAGCGACGCAAGCUUUGGAACUUUCUGAUGUGCGAAAGAAAGGAACGAGGCCAGCAAGUGCUUCCGCGGCCUCAGCCCAGCACACUCGGCGGACCCGCGGGCGUCCGAGGCGCAAAAGGCACUGCGGGGGUCUACGGCGAAGGCGCCGCCGCCGAGUACUUCAGGCUCUGCGGAACCGUGAACGUGGCUGCCACGGAAAUCGCGGCUGCCCUCUUGAGUUUGUUUUCCUUCUUCCCCGCCUGCAGUCGGACUUUCGUCCGCACCGUGCUCCUCGAGAUGACCUCGCCGAUGUCUCGCUUCUCUCUCUCUUUCGCCUCGUCCCCCGGUGCUUCAGCCGCUGCUGGCUCUGCCUCGUCUGUGGCGUCACGAGUUCAGGAGGGUAUGGCGGCCUCGUCCAGCACAGGCGACGAGAAGCCGGAGCGAGAACGAGACGAAGACGUGUGCAUGGAGGAGCGUUCGGCAGGCGGGACGGGCGUGACUGGGGCGUUUGGUGUCUCCGGGGAAGAGGGCGAAAGGCGACUGGCAGGCCCUGAAAAGGACGAGCUUCAAGAAGAAGAGAAGGACGUCCUGGCGCGCGCAAGGCCGACCGUCUUGGUGUCCUGCCCGUAUCGCCUCUCUCUCGGUUUCUUUCUGUGUCGAUUCGCUGCGGAGGCCGCUGAGGUGCUCCUCGGACCCCUCGGCGAGAGGCAAAGCAAACGCCAAGACGACGUCGCCCACGCGGUCAUCCUGCAGCAGCUCAUGCAGAUGCGCCAUACCCGCUUUCUACGGCUCCACAUUUGUCGUCGCCUGACCUCCCUGCUGCCAGCACUUCGUCUCCCGCACGUGAGACCGUCUCCAUCGCGUUUCUGCUCGCCUCCGUCCCCGGCGUCCUCCGCGUCGAUUCGAGCCAUCUUGAGGCUGUUUGCGAGCCUCCGCCAGCAACAGCCCGACUUCCUCUUUGCUCACUUUCUGGCUUCUCAGUACCAGCGACUGCAGAGUGUGCAACGCGGAACCGAAACGGAGCUCGUCGGAGGAGAGCGCGAGACUGUCGUCGCCGCCGUGUGCGACCUCGUGGAGGAUGUCGUGGCAGCCCUGAUGGCCCAGACGGGCUCAGGCACUUCUGAACACGCCAAGAGCGAGGUGCGGCCUCUGUCAGCGGAAGCCGGGGUUCCCGAGGGCCUUGCGCCGGCAUCGGGGUCUUCAGUUCGUGACAUCGAGGCCUUGGCGGACAGCUCGGAAUUUUCCAUGGCCAUUCAGCUGCUCGUCGCCUUCUUCCACUUCACGCUUCCGCCGCUCCAGGCCACCGUUGAUCCCGCGCUCCUCACGCUUCUUCUCUCCUCUUCGCCCUCGCCCGCCUCAGAAGAGACGUGGUUCGCAGCGACGCCGCGAUCGUCCAGCUCGUCGCCUCUUCUGCCCGUUUCUCACUCCGACCUCGCGUCUGGCGUCUUCGAGCAAACCGAAGACGGCAUCGUUUUUUCGCCUUCGGCUUACUCGUCGCUGCUCUCCCAUCUCCAACCCUGCCUGUCGGAGACUCGCCUCCGCAUCACGCUUGUGCUCGUGCGCUGCCUCGCCCUCGACGUCCACGGCGGCUCCAUCCAGCCGCUGGGCGCCCUGCGCGAUUUCCUGGUCACCGUCGCGUUGCCUUCGUUCUCGUUGAGUGAAAAGCGGCGUCUCCUGACCGCAUGCCUGGAGCACUUGCUCGCCGCCGUCGCCGUCGCGCCUGACCCUGGAGACGCCGGCGCGAGCCCGGCCGGAAGCGAACCAGGCGAAGCCGGCGAAGAAGUUCCAGAGGUUCAGGCGAGGCGAAGGCGGCGCGCCGCCCUCGUUGCGGAGGAGACGCGGAAGGCUGAGGCGUGUUUGAAUCUGCUGGCAGGCGCUGCGCGGGGCCCCGCGAAGGCGACAAGGGCGCUGGAAGGGCCCGAGGCGCGUGGGACUCCCCAUCUUCGGCUUCUCGCUGUGCAGCUGCAGUUUGUGGUGAUUCCGAUGCUCCACGGACUGCUGCCCUCGUCCUCGGCCUCUGAGUCCCGUGUCGUCGACCUCGAGGCGGACGCCAGCGUGGCAAGCCAGGGCGCGAAGACCCUCACCAAGGCUGAGGUCGACGCACUGGUCGCGUUUAUGGGCCAUGUCGCGAUCCUCGCGUCGGGGUUCACCCUCCGCACACCCCUUCACGGUUCGGGCGAGGAGGGUAAACAGUCGCUGGGCACUGAAACUGCGCCGGGAGGAAAAAGGCUGUGCACGUGGGAUGACGACAGUCUCUUUGAGUGUCUGUUCCCGCCGCGUCUCGACGACCGGACAGCGAUCCAGAUUCUCCGUCUGAUUUCCCUCCUCCUCCCAUUCCUCGAACCGUCGGCGGAGGCCAGCGCGUCACCGGGGGCCUCCCCCGCGAAGGUUGCGUUGGUGCGCUUCUGCUGGCUCCAGCAGCAGCCGCCGCAGAGUGGAGAAGCGCUUCGGCCGGCGACUCGCGGCCGUCUGGGAACUGAGGAUAGGCAGAGCGUCGAGGAGAGUCUGUGUGCUUUUGCCCGCUCCUGCAGCGUCAGCAGCGUCAGCUUGCAGCACGUGGCGCUGUAUGUGUUGUCUGGGUUCGGGUGUCUGUACACCCCGACGCCGCGUCUGCACCUCCAUCUGUUCUCGUCGCUGCUUCACGCGUGUCCCUCGCCUGUCCCCGACAUGAUCUCGGACGCGCUCUCGAGGCUGCUUCCGCGUCUCCCCGCCUCGUCUACGUUCGCCGUUUCUCUCGUGCAAGCGCCUUCCUCGGCCGCCCUUGACCACCUUCCCUUGUCGCUGUCGAGUGCAGGCGGCACGGGUCUCGCGAAAGAGAGAAAAGAGAGAGAAAAGGGCCCUCUGGCGGGCAGUGCUCUCCCCGUUGCGCCGCCGUGGAUUCGCGUGCUUCUGCGCACCAUGCAGGAAAUGCGAGUUCUCCCCUUCCUUCUCCACCCCCUGCAGUGUCUGUACACCUCCGAGACGCUCUUCUUCCCGUACCGGCAGACGCUCAUUCCUCUGCUUCUCAGCACAAACCAGCAAGUGCUUCGUUCCCAGCCUGCGCCGCCAGCAGGCGCCGCCCCAGGUGCGAGCGCAGCCGAGCAACGUGCCCACGUGCUAAAUGUGAUUUCCGUCCUUCUCGGUUGGGAACUGCGCAGUGUGCUCUUCUCGGCGGUCUUGCGCAGUGGAGGUGCGUGCACCGCCCGAACGGCGCUCGCGCAGAACGGCAGCGACGGGCAGAGCGGGGCGCUUGAGGUCGCCCGCAAGAAGCCGCGGCUCUUUCAGCGCGAAGGCGACGCCGAGACGAAUGCCGAGGCGGGGGCCCUCGAGCAGGGAGGGCGUGAACCGAAAUCGGCUGAUGAAGAGUCGUCCGUUUCAGACGAGGAAGAGAAAAGGAAGGAAGCCUUCCUGCAGAUGCAAGAAGAGCGACGCAUCUCACGCAUCCGGAGCGUCUUCGAGGUCGCAGUGGGCGCCCUUCGCAGCAAUGGAUGGUUCUCGCGCUGCUGUGAGCAACUCCACUCGCACGCGGCCGCCAUAAAACAGCAAAUCAGUCAGGACGUUCAUUCCCAGCAGACCGCAGGCGACUCGCCUUCCGAGUCGCCGGCAGCAGUCUCUCUUGGGCACACAGUCGACGCAGCCCUGUUCAGCAGGCUCACGCCGUCGGAAGUCAACCAGAUGGCGCUCCAGUUGGUGCGGUGUCUGACCCCCCUGCCUGUCUCUCCGUCGGGAGGAGUCUACACCACUUCCGCAGCGCCUCGGGCUCUCAAGUGUCUCGCCCUUCUCCUGCAGCUUCGCCCUUCGGCCUCCGUGCCGUUGGUCCUCGUCGAGCGGCUCUGCUGCCAGGCCGCGCAGACCUACGGGUUGUCAUCGUGGCUGACCGGGCCUCCGGUGUCGAACGACCGCGUGCCGGGGCAAGACCGCGAGCGAGACAGAGACCGAAACUUAAGCCAGCCAGACAAAAGCGGCGGCGCGAGCGCUGCUCAGACUGCGGGCGGCGCGUCCGCCUUCACCAGGCUUCUUCUCCUCGUUCUCGCGCUCUGCCAUGUCAUGGUGCAGCAGCGGGGCGCCGUGUGCGCCUGCGAGGCGUGUACCGCCGACGCGUGUGGGUACCGGCCGCCAGUCAGUGGACAGGCGCGGAAAGCCGCGGGAAAGUCUGGCUCGCAGGACGCAGAGGAGGCAGGUAUGGGGGCUGCAACAGAGCAGCCGGACGCGGAGGCGAGCCGCGACCAGAAACCGGGAACCAGUGGGCCUGGGCACGAAGAGGAGACGCAGGAAGGCAGACUCCGAGACGAAUGCGCCUGGCGAGCUGCGCUGCCGCAAAUCGUCGAGAUUAUCCUUCUCGCCGCUGCAGGUUCCAGCGACGGGCGAGUGCUUCUCUCCCUGCAGGCUCUCGUGGCAAAGAUUGUCCUUCUUCACCCGCCCCCGCCACAUCUGGUCAAGGCUGUUCGAGACGGUCCAAUGGCGUUUGCCGCGUGGGCCUCUUCGCGCAGCUUCACCUCGCCUUUUCCCUCGGCCCAAGCUGCGAGUUCGCCUCUCGCUCCGUGGUGGACGCUGCCCGUCAUUUUGCCGCUGCCGCGCGAGUCCGCGCAUUCUUCGACGCGCACCACACGGGUGUCCUCGCCUGUUGACUACUUUUAUUACCGUUUGUUGAGCGCGAUUUUCGCCGGGUUCCACUCGUGUGCGAGCUCGUCCUUCCCAUCCUACCCGUUCUUCUUCCUCCUGACGGCCGACCGGCGCAACGACGCGCAAACCGCCCAGUCUCUCGGCGUCUGGGCCGAGCCCCGUCGCCUAGCCAUGUCGUUCCCCGUGUCUGUACACCUCGCGGUCGCGCUCUGCUCCCUGGCGACCGUCGACGUCUCGGCCAGUCUCGGUUUCCUGCGUUUCCUGCUUCCCUCCUCGUUGCACGCGCUGCUGUCUGUCGUCUACGCUCUGCGCGAGUUCUCCCUUCUAGGGAAUCGGGGAACGGCGGCGCCCGGAUCGACGGCUCUGCCUUCUUCGCGCUCGCAGCCCCUCGCCGCGUCAGGCGCCUUCCGAAACGGCCAUCUGCCCGCGCAGGUCGGCAGCCAGGGACGACGCGACGGCGACGGGUCUACCCAAGGCGCAGGGCGCGAGACGCAGUUUUUCUUCGUGCCUCCGUUGUCCAUAUCCGAGGAGCACCUUUCGGAUUUGCAGCAGAGUUUCGGGCUUCUCCUCUCGCUUGUGACGGCUUCGCCCUCGCUUCUCCGCGUCACGCCUGUCGCGACGGAGAUGCUGGGCGAGCUGUUCCGGGCAGUCGGCGGCGGAGGCAGGCCUGUGGGGCGGCGAGACGGAAGCGAGAAGAGUGCGCGGGAGACUGCAGAGAGAAGCAGAGAAGAAGCCACGCCGGCGACUCUCCUCGUCCUUCCGACGCUUCUCGCGCUCGCCAGAGUCAUGAUCCACCCCGCAGUUUCCCUCGAGGACAUCGUUGCUGGGCAGGGAAGCUCGGCGGCGACAGACCGCGACGGCGAGCUUACAGGGGAGGCUCACCGGGACGGCGUGGACCUCCACGAGAUUCCGUGCCUCGCGUGCAGGAACGUCACGACCCGGACACAGGGCGACGUGGCGACAGACGAGAACGACGAUGAGAGCGGCUGCUGCUGCCGAAGCAGUCGGGCAGCGCGAGAAGCGAUUCAGCGCUUGACACCCGGCGGGGCUGUCCGAUGUCGAGGCCGUUACGUUGUUCGGGGGAGCGGUCGACGUGCAAGGCGAGAAGAGAUGGAAGUCGAGAUGGACGAGACCGCCGAGCGAAAGCGAAGGCUGGUCGGUGAAGACGAGCUCUCAUCCGGUGGCGAGGGGAUGUCUCUCGCUGCCGCCUCGUCUUCGGCCCGUCCGCUGGCGCCCUCAGUGACCUCCCUCGAAGACGAGAUGCUUCGCGCCACGCGGGGCCCGUCCUUGUCGCCCGACGGCGAGCCGACCUUCGACGACGAAGGAGAGUGGACGCUAUGGGGCGUGCUAGCUGCAGCUGCGUAUCCACAAGAAGGAAGGGGUUCCCGUCGUUUCUCACGCAUCCGUCGGAUCGCUCACCUUCCGACGCUCCCCGAGAUCGUCCGACGUUUCGCUGCGAGCACGCGGCCCGCCGUCUGGGCAGAGAGAGAGGAGAGACGGAAGGCGUGCGGACGAGACGCGAGAGCAGGGAGAGAGAGACCCGCGGCAACGGAGUCUUCCUCGCUGGAGGAAAAGCCGGCGAAGGGAGGCGAAGGCGUCGCGGCUGCGCAGAGCGAGAACGCAGGCAGCGGGGCGAUGGCGACGGGUCAGACGUCCGGCGCCGCGCAAGCAGAGGGCCAGGUCAAGCAGUGUGAGCCCGAGACAGAGAAGCAACAGAGCCACGUGGGAACGCCGCCGUCUGUCUCUCCGAAGGAGACGCGUUGUGGGGUGUGCUCGGCGAGGCGCGUGCGGAACUGCGGGCCAUUUGCCAUCGCAGACCUGCAAAACUUGCUUCUGGCGUUGGCGCCCGCGGGCGACGGGCACCCGAUGGUGGAGGCGCACGUGCUGGUGCAUUCUCUCAUCUUCCGCCUCGCGUGCUUCGACGCACCCCUGGCGCGCGACUAUCACAGCGUCCACAGGCGCGUCUCGCUUCUCCUCGCAGCUGCCGAUGAGGUCGAGGACGCGGGCCAGGCGGGAGAAGGGCUGAACGGUGACGGGGCGGAGCCAGCGGCGAGCGGCGAAGAAGUGGCGAUGAAUGGGGAAGCACAGGCGGUCAGCGGGGCGAAGCCUCGUGCGGUCUGUGGCGAGCGGGCGAGGCGGAAAUCGAGGGGUGUCUGCUUCUCGUGUCUGAACGGGUUGCUGGCGGAGCACCUAGACGACCUCUUCCUCUCGCAGGCGCUUCUUCGCUGUCUCCUCCUCGCGGCCCAGUCCGCAGUGCCCGCCGUCCGGCACGCAGCUCUCGAGUUCCUGCACGCUCGGCUUCCGCCCUUCUCGGCUCCAAGCCAAGACCGAGCGCUGGCGGGAGAAGCCCCGGGAGAGUCGUGUCCGCUGUGUGCUUUGAAAGAGGCAGAAGACGGAAGGCGCAAAAACGAGAAAAGGCACACAGAGCCUGAGAAGAGGUGGAGAAGAGACGAAGGCGAGGCGAUGGAAGCGAGUGUCGAGAGGCUGGUGUGUCUCCUGGAGAUGGGCGACGCGUGGGAAAUUGUGGGGGGACGGCCGGGCAUUCUCCAUUCGAUUGUCACUCUCGUGCUCAUGGCUUCUGGAGAUCUAAAGCGUCGGGAACUCCUUGGCGAUUCCGAAGGCGCCCGUCUUCCGCCACUUCUUCCUGCCCUCCCACUGCUCGGUUCGUCAUCGUCUGCUUCCUGGCUGGACGCAACUGCGGAGUGGAAUUCGUACUCGGUCUUUUCCCUGGAUCGCGCCUCGCUCUUCCUCGCGUCUCGCGGGCGUCAGCUCUCGCCUUAUAUUCGGGCAGCGACGCAGAUUUAUGCCUCUAUGUGCUCGACGGACUUCCCGGUUCCCUCGUUGCCGUUCGUUCUGCCGAGUGCGGACAAGAGCGCCGGGGCGCGCACCCGAAGUGUGCAGGAGCAAGAAGCUGAGAAGGAAGCAGACAGAGAAGAGAAUGGAGAGGCUGUCGCAGGAGAGGCGACUGCGGCAGGAAUGGAGGCAAGAACAGGAUCAAGGGACCAGGACGCGCGCGAGAAGAGAGAGGGCCUGGGGUUCGCCGCGGGGCCGUCUGGUAUUUGCGGCGAGAGGCGCGAAGAGGCGCGAGGUAGCUCCGGCACCGCCGACGCUUCGACGCUGGUGUUAGACCUCUCCUCGCAGGCUUCCUCGUUCGUGGAGUGGAAAGAGAACUUCGAUGCGGCGCUUCGCCUCCACACGCGCUUUUUGUCUGCCGCGUCGACUCUGCUGCUCUUCCCCGCUUCUUCGGCCUCGUCAUCCCGACCCGUCUCCCCGUUCUUUGCCCCCUCCCUGUCUUCCUCCUCCUCCUCUUGUCUCCUGGACCUGGCGUUCCUCGCCCCUCGCAUUUGUUCCAGUGUGUGGGCGUCUCUCUUCCAAGUGCUGUGGCGCGCAGGAGGCCCGGAGUCCCGGCGACUCCUCACCCGAGCAUUCACGCUCUUCCUCUCCAACCCGUGUCACCUGCGCAUUCCCUUCCUCUUUUCGCUUCCGCCUUCGCACCGGCGCCAGCAGUACCAUCUCCUGUCGGCGUCGUCUUCCUCGUCUUCGCUUCCGACUGGCUCUGGCCACGCCGGAGCAGCCACCGUCCACCCGAUUCUCUCUGCCUUCCUCAAAUGCUCACCGAUCCCCGUCUUCCCCACCGACUUGCUCUUUUACUUGGCGAAGACAUUUGCCUGCUACCACGAGAUCUUGCCUCUCCUUCAAAACGCUUUCCUCUGCGCCUUCUCUGAGCGCAUCGUCCCUCGCCCGAAAAAGGAAGAAGCCGGCGCGAUCGCUGACGCCGCGACCUGCCCUAGCGAUGGAGACAGCGCCGGGAACAAGGCCGAGCGUGGAGCAGAGCCUCGCGCCGAGAGGGCCCAAGAAAGCAGAGAAGAAGCAAAGGCCACGACCGAGGCCGACGUCGACAUGGAGACCGGAGAGAAUUCCAAUCGCCCGCCGAAUGCGGUCAAGCACGAGCCGCAAGAAGAGGCGCGAAGAGGACCAGGCGACGGAGCGCCCCAAGGCAGCCCACUGCCUCCGGAGUCUGCGAAGGAAGAAGACGAGAGCGACGUCGAAGACGAGGAGAUGGACGAGGACACUCUCUGGCAACUUCAAAGUGGCGCCGUUGCUCGCCAGGCUUCCGUCUAUCUCCACGAGCUGUAUGCGCAGCUGGAAGAGCCCGACUACGAAGCAGGCGUGAUCGCCUCCCGCUUAACAACCGCCGAGGGCAGUGCGGCACUCGCAUUCCUCCAGCACGGCUUCUACAAUCAGGCGAAGAAUCGCAUUGUGGAAGCAAUGAAGACCGUGGCGUCCCCACGCACCGAGUUAGAAGACGAAGAGCAGAAAGAAGAGGUUUUCUGGUGGAAUGUGUGCUGGCUGUCGACAACGAAGCACCUGAACCAGUGGAACUCGCUCAACGAGUACGCCAGCAACUUAGGCUCGGAGUCGCAUUUAGGACUGGACUGCGCGUCGAAACUGCAGAACUGGGACCUCCUCGAGCACAUGGUAGACUCGUACGGUGUUCAUACACCCUACACCAAGCUUUGCCAGGCCUAUCAGGCUCUCCACGAGGUCGUCUACCCGCGAGGCCGGCAGGACAGCGAAGCCGCCCCCUGGAUGCAGACUCAGAAGCUCCGCGAGAUGGACUUGCGAUGCUGUGAAGGCCAGCGGCUUCUUCUCUCCUCCUGGCGAAGGCUGCCUUCUGUGAUCACCGACGCGCACAUCGCGCUCCUUGUCCAGUUCCAGCUCUACGUCGAGCUUCUUGAGGGUUACCACUUGGUUGUCCAUCUCAGCCGGCGGCUCCAGAAGGGAGGCGACUUCCCUGCCGCCCGCACGACUCUGAACAGCUGGCGCGAGCGUCUUCCGAAUUCCUGGGACUCGAUCGACAGCUGGAACGAUCUGUUUGUGUGGCGCAACUUUAUUUUCUCCAUCAUCCAGUCCACCGUGACUUCCUCGCCGAUCCUCACUCCCUCGCAGAAGGCCUCCUGGCCGGCAUACGUCCAAGACAUGCCGUGGACGAUGCUCAAGUUUGUCUCGAUUGCGCGGUCGCAAAACCGACUACGAGAGGUCUCCCUUGCGCUGCUGAUGAAGCUCGACAACCUACCCGCGAUGAAAAACCCUGCCUACGCGACAGAAACCUUCAUUGCGAUGACGGAGAAAGCGAAGCUUUGUCUGGGUGACCCCGCACAGUAUGUCACCGGCCUUCAAAUGCUCAACGGAUUCGACUUUGACGUCCCCGGCCCCUCCUCCAUUUCCUCCGCUGCUGCCUCGCCCGUCGCGCUCUGCCCAGAUCCGCAUGUCCAGCAGCAGCUCGACGCUCAGAGACUCCAGCUUCUGAGACUCAAGGCGGUCCUCAUGUUCCGCCUCUACUGCUCGGAGCGGCCCCAGGCGUUCCAAGGCGUUAGUCGCGAAGAGCUGCUCUCAGGCGCCGACUCCCUCCUCCGGUCUACACUGGCGGUCCAGCCUCUCUACGGCGCGGCGUGGCUCACGUGGGCGAAGAUGAACGAAAAUCUGUUCUUCCUCCACAACGGCCCGGCGGCGCUCAGUGCGCUCGCGGCUUCUCAUUCGUCUCAAGCAACGUCGGCUGAGAAAGACAGCGAUGGCGCGAGCGCACCGGCAAGCGAGACGAAGAAGACGGAGGAAGAGGAAGCGCUCGUGCGGUAUCUCCUCUCUGCCAUGAUUGGGUUCCUCAUGAACCUACAGCUGCGGCCGGCGAAGGGGCGUCUCUAUCUGUCGCGCAUUCUCUGGAUCCUUUCGUACGACGUCGGUCCGAAAAGACCCCUCGCCCGGGUCUUCCGACAGCUCGCGCCCUCCUGCCCCAUUCAGUGCUUCCUCCCGUGGCUUCCGCAGCUCCUCAGCGGUCUCGACCGGCCGGAAGCGCCAGAAAUGGACGCAGUCCUCUACCUGCUGAUGCUUCAGCUGCCCCAAGCCGUCUACUUCGACAUCCGCACAGCCUACAUGGAAAGGCGAGAGUACCAUGCCCAGCAUUCGUCUUCCGGUUCCUCCACCCUCUCCACUCCGCUCAUGUAUCUUUCUCGUCUCAUGUCGCUCUUCCGCACCUCCUUCACGCCCCAGUGUGUCGCGCUGGAGCACCUGGCGGAAGAGUUCGUGACGCAGGCGAAACCUUCUUCCGUGGACGAGAUUCUCUGCGCCGUCCGGACACUCUUUCAACAGUGCCUGGAAAUCAGUCACUCCCACACGAGGCUACCUCCCGUCGCUGCGCAUUUCCUCAAGGUCAACAUUCUCUCCAGAUACCGCGCCCGGUACGGGCAACCCUCGGGGCCUUCCGCAGCGGAUACGCGGUCUGCCCACACGUCCAGUCGCACCAGCCGAUCUCCGCCGGGGUACAGCGGCAACGACGAAGCGGCGCGGCGCCUGAUGGAGGCGUUGUGGCCGCAUUUUGAAAAGGAUUUCUCCUUCGACUCGUCAGCGCCCAUUGACUUGUCGGAUGUGAUUGUGAAGCUGAAGAAGUGGAAGGAUCUGCUGGGCCGGCGCACGCAGUUGCUUCAGCGCGGGUCGUCGCUGCCGCUCGAGGACAUUUCCUACUCUCUGUGCGACCUGUUCCUCCGCGUCAACGUCCGCCUCGAAGUGCCCGGGCAACUAUGGAAAGCCAUCAGCGACCCGUCGAGUGCGGAAUUCGACACUGGAAGUCUAGGCACAAGCGCAGGCCCUCACCAGGCGAAUCUGCAUUCCGCGAAACCGUCAGCCGUCUCUUCUCGGCUCACCUCAACCACGGAGAAGGGGGGCUCUGGAGACAGUGCGAGGGCCGGGCGCAACGGAGCCGGUGGCGCGGCCGCUUCCCUGCUCCAGGGAGACGACGAAGACAGUGGACGAAGAACCGAUGGACACAGAGAUGGAGGCUCGCAGUCUUUGCUGUCCUAUUCCUUUGCUUCGACGUACGCAGCGUCGUCCCAGGCGGUGUACAUCGAGGGCUUUGCCAGCGAGGCGUCAACCUCCACGCGCUCCCAUUACACGCUCAAGAGGCUUGGAUUCAUCGGCAGCAACGGCAGCACCUACUAUUUCGUGGUCCAGCCGUACAGCACACAGCAUCAACGCACCGAGCAAAGGCUUCUUCAGCUCUUGUCUCUCAUCAAUCAACUCCUUUACAAGUUCAAGGAUACCCGGAGCCGUGGUCUGUCCUUCACGCUCCACGCGCAAAUCCCCGUUCACCCGCGUUGCCGCCUGAUGGAAGACCCUCCGAGCUUGCUGACUCUUCAAGAGAUCCUGCAGGAAGUUUCGGCGAGUGGAUCCGAGGCAUGUCUCGUCGACCCUGAUCUUCCUGUCUUGCUGCAUCGGCAGCUCAUUCGGCUCCAUCUCCAUCGGCUUUUAUUCGAAAAGGCGCACGAACUGAAGCGGCGCGGGGUCUCGAGCAUUCCGAAGGGUUUGCAGCAUUACCUUGCGGAGGCGACUGAGGGGGACGCCGCCCAACCGAAGCGCGAGGGGGAGAGGACCGACGCGAAGGAAGAAGCGAAUUCCUCGCCGAACGAAGGCGAUAGUGAGACGAGAGAGGGAAAAGAGCGAAGCGAAGAAGCGCCCGAGAAACAGACACUCGACGCGAGCGACGGAGGGGGAAAAGAGGCGGCACGCGAGCAAACGCCCGAGCAGGGCGGCAGCGAGGCAGUGGCACAGACUGAAGACGGCGAGGUCAAGUCGAAGGGCCGUGAGGAGAAACAGGGAGCGAAUGAACAGAAGGCGGAGGAGAAGGAGGAGCAAGAGGACGAGCGUGUGACAGCGUGGUACAAUGACGUCUACCGUGCAUGCCAGAUUCAGGCGUCGCAGGAAACGUUUGACGAUUUGUGCGAGCUCGUGUCCUCCGACGUCCUUCGUCUCUUUGUCACCAAUCUCCUCCCCAACAACGACGAGCUCUUCAUCUUCAGAAAGCGCUUCACGCAGAGCGUCGGCCUCUUCGGCUUGUUGAACUACAUUUUGUCGAUGGUAGAUAUCAACCCUAGCAAGAUCCGCCUAUCGCUCGAGACCGGCGUUGUGUCUCAGCUCGAACUGAAACCCUGCUAUAACGGAACGACCCUAUCGCUUGACUUUGUCGAGCGCGUUCCCUUCCGCCUCACCAGGAACAUCGAGAGUUUAAUCGGCCCGUUCGGGCGUCUAGGCGUCUUGCCGAGUGUCAUCUUCUCCUUCAUUCGGUGUCUCCGCUGCUACAAAGAUCACCUGUCAAGCGCCCUCUGUCUCUUUAUUCGAGACGACAUAACGGCCUUUCAUUUCCAGCGAAGACUGCAACAAAGCACAGCCAAUCCGGGAAAAGGCGGCAAAACUUCGCGUGUUCAUCAAAGCCUGCCGACCCGCGCGCUCAAAGAUAUUUCUGAGGCAAAUACCAGAAAGAUUCUGGAGGCCAUUGAGCGCAUCGAGAGCGCCCCAGCUGCUGCCGCCGAGAAGGCGACAGGCGCCUUGGCACCUGGCGAGGGAGGAGACAGGGAGGACCCGCCGGUGAACCACCACGUGAUGAUUCUGCUGAGCAUUGCGACCAAGAAGGAGUUCCUUGCAAUGAUGAAACCAACGUGGCAGGCAUGGUUUUGA